AUGCAGUCAUUUUUGCAAUAUCGAAGAUUCAAAGGUGCGGUAGAAGCACAAUUGGAGCGAGAUCGUGAGCGAGCGAGAGUUGCUUCUGGACAACAUGGAUGUGAAGAGUCAGUUACGGCUGGAGGUUCCACUUCAGACAAGGAAAAGAGGGAAUUAGAAAGAGAUGUUGAAAAGGGCGACUUCGCGAGACGACCACCUGGGGGAGGUUCGCGUGAUCUGGGAGCGAAGCGCACUGAAGAUCAGGAAAGUAACAUGGAGAACGAGCAGAGGGCAGGGAGCCAAGAGCCGGCCGAACAGCCCAUGGUGCCCGAGGCGGCAGAGGAAGAAGAGGAUGAGGAAGAGGAGGACGACUUCGAGAUACAAGGCAUGAACAGGAGACUUUCGCGGAUUACGACGCAGCAGAGUGCGGGUGUUGCAUUGGGGAAUGUCUUGACCGGCAUCCAAGUUCGCAAGCGUAAUACGAUAGAAGGAGGAGCAGGACAGGUCUUUGUCGUGGGCUAUGAGGGGCCAGAUGAUCCCAACGAUCCUCACAAUUGGCCGAUGACAACGAGGAUUGCUUGCACAUUCAUGAUCGCGUCUAUUGGAUGUGUCGUGGGUCUGGCGAGUGCAAUUGACAGCAGUGCUCUGGCUCCCGCCGCGCGCGAAUUCCACGUUGCUGAAGUGGUCGAAAGCAUGGCAACUGGUCUCUACCUCGUUGGAUUUGGUCUUGGAGCCGUGUUUGCUGGUCCGAUCUCCGAGACCGUGGGUCGCAAUCCCGUCUACAUCGUCACAUUAGCCAUCUACAUGAUCUGGGUCAUGGCGUCUGCUCUGUCCCCAAACAUUGGAGCACAGCUGGUUUUUCGCUUCCUCGCAGGCUUCUUCGGUUCAACGCCCUUGACAUGCGCUGGAGGAAGCAUCAGCGACCUGUGGAGUCCUCUCGAGAGGGUAUUCGCUUUCCCAGUCUUUGCCAACGCGGCCUUUACAGGUCCUUUGCUUGGUCCGAUUAUGGGCGGAUACAUCGUUCAGUACCUUGACUGGCGGUGGGUCGACUGGAUUACUUUGAUCUUCUCAGGCCUUGUACUGGGCCUUGUCUUCUUUCUGCAGCCAGAGACCUACCCACAAGCCUUGCUGAAAUGGAAAGCUGCGCACCUUCGUGCUAUCACGGGAGACGACCGAUAUCGAGCAGCGAUCGAGAUUCGUCAAGAGACUUUCCUGCAUCGCUUGAAACGUGCUCUGUAUCGCCCCUUCCUCCUCACAGCCCAAGAACCAAUUAUCAUCCUCCUGACUUUAUACCUGUCCGUCAUUUACAUCAUCCUCUUCACCUUUCUGGAUGGUUAUCCAUACAUUUUCCAGCAAACCUACGGUAUCUCGGAAGGCUUGACGGGAAUAUGCUUUGUUGGAAUCAUCAUCGGCCUUUUCGGUGCUUCUGCUCUGGUACCUCUUAUCUACAAAUGGGCAAAACGCGACCUACAAAAGAUCCAAGAAGCAGGCGGCGACCGACUGCCACCCGAGUUCCGCCUCUGGUUCAGCAUGCUAGGAGGCUCCAUCAGCAUCCCCGUCUCCCUCUUCUGGAUGGGAUGGACCGCCCAACCACAAAUCAGCAUCUGGUCGCCUCUGGCCGCAUCCGUGCUCUUCGGCUACGGAAUCCUCUGCGUCUUCAUCACUUGUUAUCAAUACAUCAUCGACUGCUACGAAACCUUUGCCGCCUCGGCACUGGCUUCUCUCACCUUGAUCCGAUAUCUCGCGGCUGGCGGGAUGGCGAUCGUCGGAGUACCGUUCUACGAAAACAUGGGCGUGCAGUAUACGCUCACCAUUUUGGCUUGUAUUUCAGUGCCGCUGGUUCCGGUACCGUAUGUCUUUUACCGAUAUGGACCGUGGAUCCGAAGCAAGAGUAAGUAUGCGAUCAGAACUACGACAGGAAAGGAAUGA
Messenger RNA from Lecanosticta acicola, 1908 nucleotides. Lineage: Eukaryota; Fungi; Ascomycota; Dothideomycetes; Mycosphaerellales; Mycosphaerellaceae. The record is from the annotation of a GenBank genome assembly.